Messenger RNA from Puma concolor (puma), 777 nucleotides. NCBI's taxonomy places the organism in Eukaryota, Metazoa, Chordata, Mammalia, Carnivora, Felidae. The record is from RefSeq and is a predicted model, not a curated record.
AUGAGGGACCCUCACCGCAAUCCCACAUCCUCGGGCUGCAAUGCGCGCGCCCGAAUGCAGAGGCCCGCGCGCGCCCGAGGGAAGAAUGGGAGGGCGCGAGGGCAGCCCAAGCCCCGCCCCCUCUGCUCUUAUAAAGCUGAGGCACCGGAGCCGGACACUCAGUGGUUUCUUGGUGACACUAGCCGGAACAGCUCGAGCCUUGCCACCUCUGGUUUCUCACCGCGGCUUGGACGGUGGGGUUUUGCCAGUGCCAGAGCGACGUCUCAGACUUUCACCUCCCAGACCUUGGCAGAUCACCCCCUCGGCAGAUGGAAUAAGUGGGCUCUAAGUCGUGGCAAGAGGGAACUUCGGGUGUCCAGCAGCUACCCCACAGGGCUCACUUACGUGAAGGCCGGGCCAACCCAGACUCUCAUUCGGCCCCAGGACGUGAAGGUCGCCACUCACAACCCCCAGGCCAGCAGUCCGGACGCCGCCCGCGUCCGAGUCAAGCGCUACCGCCAGAGCAUGAACAACUUCCAGGGCCUGCGGAGCUUCGGCUGCCGCUUCGGAACGUGCACGGUGCAGAAACUGGCGCACCAAAUCUACCAGUUCACGGACAAGGACAAGGACGGCGUCGCCCCCAGGAGCAAGAUUAGCCCCCAGGGCUACGGCCGCCGGCGCCGGCGCUCCCUGCCCGAGACUGGCCCCAACUGGACUCUGUCCCUGGAGCCACAGGCACGCGCGGUUCCGGCCUCCUCCCGGGUGCAUCAGGUGCUCGACACCCUCCUUAAGAUUUAG